Messenger RNA from Leptosia nina, 3399 nucleotides. The record is from the annotation of a GenBank genome assembly. NCBI's taxonomy places the organism in Eukaryota, Metazoa, Arthropoda, Insecta, Lepidoptera, Pieridae.
AUGAGCAAUUUAAGCAGUGAAGAUGAAGACUUGUCAAAGACAAAAGUUGUACAAACUCAAGUUUCAACAGACUCCAGCGACUAUGAAGAAGGUUUUGAUUCUUCAAAACUCUCCCCCGAGGCAAAGGGAGGAGAUAAAGAUAGCCAAAUGGCUACUCAACAGCCUUUGCCUCGAAGAAAGCGAUUUAUUCCAAAAUACGACGUAGAAGGCGUGUACAAAGUGGCUCUGGGGGAAGAUACGCAAAUUCAAGUAGAAAUGGUAAUUGGUACGCAUGUUAACGCUCAGUUUCCAUGGAAAGCUGUAAGUAAAGUGAAAAUUAUGGAAACCAUAGAUGUAGGAGGAGAAUUAUCAGAAUUCUUUGCAUUAAAAGCGCAGAUAGAGGUGUACCCGGAUAAUGAUAUUUUAAUGGGGUAUAUAGUUGACGAAUCAAAAGACGUUGACGAAUUUUAUAUUUGUUGCACUAAUGAAGCCAGAGAUCAUUGUAAGCAACAAUCAGACAGAUUUAUAAAACGACAAGAGAAGAAAUUAGAAAAAGCUGUCCAGAAAAAACCGAGACCUUGGAAGAGUUUAGGAAGUGAAAUUGAAAUUAAGGAGUUAAUACCGAUCAAUUCUCGGCCUUUAAUGGAGAUGGAAAUACGUGUUAAAUUUCCGAAGUAUUAUGAACCAAAACAUCUUAAAGUAAGGGACACAAAUGCAAGUCGUGAUGGUUACAUAGAGCUGACACCUUAUAGACAAAAAUUUAAUAAUGUUUUUCGGCGCAGAGUAGAUUGUGGGUCACAAGCUGCACCUCCAACUAUGCACAGUUAUGCUCAGACUGUUCUCAAGUAUCCGCAAAAUAUGUGGACUCAAUCAAUAGCAGAUGCUCUUGGCAAAGUAGAUGAUAAAGAGGCUGGAGGCGAUACCGGAAUUGAAAAUGUAGAGAUGACAGAAGAUAAGGGACCUGGCAGUUCAGAUGAGGAAGAGGAAGAAGUUGAAGGAACCACAGAUGAGGUAGGGCUACAAGCAUAUAAAAAUGCUCUUUUAAGAAUGAGACGACCAUCCUAUAUUAAGAAAAUAAAUAAUUUCAUGACCACAAUAAAUAACGAAAUUAUUUCUAUGGUCGAACUCAAUACAGUAAUGGAUAUGUAUUGUAACGACUAUCCAAAAUUAAUGUCAGAACAAGCAGUUGAUGUUUAUGAUACUAUGACAUUCGAAGAAUACGUUUGUUUUACUGACGUCAGAGCUAAAGAUAAGUACGUUUCAUGUGCUGUGUUCCAUCCUAUGUGGUCUGGAAUAGUCGCUAUUGGCUAUUCUGAUGGAUCUCCUACAGUGAUAAAAACGGUUAGUUCUAGAGCCGAUCCGAUACAAAGAGCAGUGUACGGACUGAACCCAGUGUUAAUAUGGAGUCAUAUUGAUAGUUUAAUACCCAAGCUCUUUCUAGAAUCUCCGAGAGAAGUUAAAGUACUGUCAUUUUGUCCCUUUAAUGAGAAUAUUUUAAUUGGAGGGUGCAUAAACGGACAAAUAAUAUUAUGGGAUUUAACUAAUAAACUGGAAAAUGUGGAAAGAAUGGAAGUAUUAAGCGAAAAAAGGGAAAAAUACAGAAUAGCAAUGAAUGCACACAUGGGUUGGAUGAAAAACGUGCAGGAUAAUGCUGUAGUACAACCUACUGCAUUGAGUAAUCUGAUCACCAGUCAUUAUGGUCCUAUUACCUCAAUUAAUUGGCUGUCACCAAAUUUCACUGUGACACCAACUGGCAAAUCCAUUUUUAACAAUGAUAAGAAAAAAUCCUUAAUGUUUUUCAGUGGAUCAGAUGAUGGUGUCAUAUUAAUUUGGAAUUUAUCCGUAGAAAAUGUGACUCAAUUUGAAGGGAAGAAAGUUAAAAAGUCAAAAAGAGUUCCUAAAAGACCAUCUGGUCUCCUUGUCGAUGUGUCUGAUUAUAAGGUAUUAGAUCGUGUUUUGCAACCUUGUUAUAAAAUAGUUUUAGGCGCCGCCGGGCAACCACAAACUUUACCAGUGCAGAGCUUUGGGAUGAAUGCACCAGUAAUAAAAUAUAUUAAUACUCCACGCAAUACUGGAACAGGUAGAAAAUAUUUCACAUCAGAAAUUGUAAAGCAGUGCGAAGCAGACAAUAAUACGAUAUUAUAUUGUGGCUCCCAGCACGGUGAACAUAUUAGAAUAACUUGGGAAGGACACGAAUUCAAUACUGGAGAAGUAGUUAAUUCAGAAUAUGCAGAUAUAAAGUAUAGCUGUUGUAUACACGAUGGUAUCAUAUCUUCGACCCAAAAGAAUCCUUUUAUAAAUCAUAUUACUCUGACAGUCGGUGGUAAGAUAUUAGCGAUUUGGUCUGAUAAAUUAUCUAGUAAACCUUUAACAUGGAAAAAACGACCAUAUCGAUUAACUGCUGGUGUGUGGUCAUUAUACAAACCAAGCCUGUUUUUCGUAACAACGUCAGAGGGUGAUUUGGAGACUUGGGAUUUGUUACUGAGAAGCGAUCAACCUAUAGCUAUUCAAACUUUAUCGGGUAAUAUGCUUACUGGUAUAAGUUUACAUACACUUCCUCUUGCUAAAAAUAUUAUUGGGGUAAGCGACGUAAAUGGGUCGUUCAGGCUAUUUUUAGACCCUCCAAUAUUUAUGAUUGAAAAUCCAAAUUACACGGGUAGAAUGGAGGCGACAAUAAUUCGUGAACUAAAAGUUAUGCAAUCAUUUAUGGCGUGGCAAGAUGAAUGGAUGUUAAAUAAUCCUCAAAUUUUACAAGAGAUGCGUAGAAAAGAGGGUGAACUGUUAGCUCUUAAAGAGGAUGAAAAGCGUAGAGAGAGGGAGGAAGAAGAGAAGAGGUUAGAAGAAGAAGCAGAGGCACGAAGGCAUGAAAAGAUGAAAGUAGUGGGACCAGAAGAAAGAUGGCAGAAAAUCAUUCAAAGACUCAUCGAAAGAACUAUAGCAGUAAAAAAAAGAAUUAAUAGAGCAGAAUUGAUUGAGCAGGAAAAACCUUUAAGAGAAUUAGAAGCUCAGCGCUUAGAAAAAGAGAGAAGAAUGCUAGAAAUUAUGAAGAAGCAAAAAACAAUAUUUAAUGAUACUGUUGCCAUUCUUUUUCCAGAAGCAAUAAAAAAGGAAGAAAAGGUAAAGAAGAGUUUGCUAUCAGACAACAAACAUAAUCUGAAAAAGUCCUACUUAGAAGAAUACACAUAUCUUAAGAAUAGUUCUAUUGCUACAGUUAGAGAAAAUCCGUUUCAAGCGAAGUUUUCAUGGGACUCAACGUUAGUCGAAGGGAAAGAAAGGAGACAGGCGUUGAACGCUCAUGAAGAUUUUAUUAACCUUCAUAAGUUGCGAUUGGAUGAAGAAGGAAAAGCACCACCUCCUCCACCGCCCGUUAUAGUUAAAGAAAUUGAGGCAGAGCCUUCGGAAAAACUAGAUAUCUUUUAA